Messenger RNA from Carlito syrichta (Philippine tarsier), 2186 nucleotides. It is a transcript of the gene BLCAP, whose product is annotated as bladder cancer associated protein. Lineage: Eukaryota; Metazoa; Chordata; Mammalia; Primates; Tarsiidae. The record is from RefSeq and is a predicted model, not a curated record. The transcript has 3 exons. The coding region runs from base 446 to 709 and encodes 87 amino acids.
GGAGGGGUCCUCGGCCCGCUCGGCUAGAAGACGAAGGGGGCGGCUCCCCGGCUUCCUGCGGCGUCGGCGGCGAGCUGAGGCGGAGGCUGGCUGCGGCAGCGGCGGCGACAGUGGCGGCGGCGCCAUGGCGGGGCUUGCAGGCGCGCGGGAAGUCUUCUCCCACCCAGAACCCUGGCACACUUACCUGCAGCAGCACGCGGAAGAUGUACCAGCCGAUGAUGAGCAGUUCAGCCGAGGCCGCCGCCACUGCCGCCAUGGCUCCGAGAGCGGAUCCCUGCUGCCUUGGUGAUCCCGGGCUGACAGCCAGAGAGCACAGCGGCUCAGCUCCUGGAGAGUGAGGGCUGAAGAAAGCGGAGGGCAGCCGCCUGCGCCCGCUGGCUCCCAUUAGGUCGGUUCCUGCAGCGGUGCCCGGCAGCCUUGGCGAAGGCUCUGCCCGGCAGAGAUCAUGUAUUGCCUCCAGUGGCUGCUGCCCGUCCUCCUCAUCCCCAAGCCCCUCAACCCCGCCCUGUGGUUCAGCCACUCCAUGUUCAUGGGCUUCUACCUGCUCAGCUUCCUCCUGGAGCGGAAGCCUUGCACAAUUUGUGCCUUGGUUUUCCUGGCAGCCCUGUUCCUCAUCUGCUAUAGCUGCUGGGGAAACUGUUUCCUGUACCACUGCUCCGAUUCCCCGCUUCCAGAAUCGGCGCAUGACCCCGGCGUUGUGGGCACCUAACAGCUCGCCCUGUUAGCUUUCCAAGGAAGCAGAAGACGGGAGGGGAGGCAUUGACAUAGGUCAUAAAGCAUUGGAGUUUCAAAUCCCGCAGCCCCGCGGGUGCCACAUUCCUGACGGCGCCUUUUUGGCCUGUGAUGUUUUAUCCUUAUAAUGUGAAUAAUGGCACUGACUGGUGCUUUUAUCGUAGAGUCCUGUAGUUGUGGGUGGUCUUGUGGUUGUGAGUCUUCUGUCCCCAUCUUGGUCCUGGCUGGCCGGAUGGCCACCCCCUCACCUCAUUACUGCGAGGGGUCUGGACCCAUCCUGAUCCACCAACCCAGUGUGACCUGGGCAGAUAAAAUGCCAGUCUCACUGUCACCUCUGUGACCCCUCCUUGUCAGGGUCCCCUUCCUUCCCAGAAUGUUAUUGACUCCUCAGUCCCUCUCCUAGUUUCCUAAUUUCUCUUCUACCCCUUCUCCUUCUUUGGUGAGCACCUGUCUAGGACAGGGCCCAUUUUUGCACUUAUCUCGAAUCUGAAGAGAUUGCUGACGCCCGAGAGCCUCGCCUUUUCGUCCUUCUUUCCUUACUCAGCAGGCCAGACAGAAACAUGUCUCGCUGUAUGCUGUCCACAGAUCUCCAGUAUUUUCUCCACUUCAUUUUGAAGAAAGGAUGCAACAGCUGUUGCUCUUUCACCUGGGUGUCUGGGCCCAUGCUUUCCCGCCCAGCCUCACUUCCUCUGCCCUUCCUCCUGACUUCCUCGCGAGGAGGGGCUCAUUGUGUCUCCCAUGCAUGCUCUGCAGGAUUGAAGUAUGGUGUGUUCAUGUAGACCUAGCAGUCCCCAGCUGAGUGAAUGGAAGAGUCCUGUGUGUUUCAUAACAGCCAUGAUCCCCUUGAUAGGUGUUUGGAUAUUUUUUGGUGUGCCCUGUGUGUGUGUGUGCAAAUAUAUGUGUAUAUUCCUUUUAAAGAAGCUUUAUCGAACGUGUUCUGAUUUUGAGGUUUAGCAAUAGCUAGCUAUAUAUAGUAGGUACUGCUAUAGUUUUUAUUUAGCAUGGGGAUUGCAGCGUGACCAGCACACUGGACUCCGAUGUUGUUCAGACAAGACAGAGGAGAGCAGUGGCCAUCGUCCUCCUGCCGGGAGCUUCUCCGUUCCUGCGCAUAUAGACUGUACAUUAUGAAGAACACACAGGAAGACGUUGUGACUGUCACUUGCUUCUUUCUUUUUCUGCACUUCAGUAACAAGUAUUGGCAAAUGAGACUUCCUGGCCCUUACCUACUGGGGAUCAUCAUGGUUAUCCUCACAGUUCGAAUCAUCCAUCUCUCUCUUGCCCAAAGGGAGAGGGAGGUGGGCCAGGCAGAGAACAGAACUGGAGGCAGUCCAUCUAGGGAAUGAGACUGCGAGGCCACACUUGUGAAAUGUUUGGACUGCUAUUCUAGAGUUUUUAUUUCUGGUGUGUUCGUUGCACAGCUGUUUGAAAUGUUUAAUAAAGCUUUAUAAACUUUA